AUGCCGACAGACCGGGCGCAGGUGACGGACCUCAACGGGGAGGCAGAGGGCUACCCUGAAGACUUGUACGACGAAUUCCUACUCGACGAGCCUAAGGCACCUGCCCCGCCGCAGCUGCGGUUCGGGCUUGGCGAGAACCUGGAGUCAGGAUGGUGGACGGAGCAGGACGCCAACGCGGCCCACUGCCAUGACGACGACGACGACGACAACGGCGACGGCCUCGACGCCGCGGAGCGCAAGCAGCUGGCGCUGCAGCUGCGGGCCGAGGCGUGGGAGGACCGGCGGCUGGUGCCGCGGCUCAGGGACUACGUCUGCUCGCCUGCCUUCCUAGAUGCUUUCAAGCAGGCAGAGGCGAAAGUGAAGCAGCAGGCAAAGAGCAAGGCCGACGCCGCGGAAAAGACCAAGAAGGAGAAGGCUACGGCGCGCAAGGCCGAGAGGGACGCGGCGAAGCAGGCCGCCACCGCCGCCAUGACCAAGGGUCAGUGGUUUUGA
This is a messenger RNA of Gaeumannomyces tritici R3-111a-1, 492 nucleotides long. RefSeq lists its product as hypothetical. NCBI's taxonomy places the organism in Eukaryota, Fungi, Ascomycota, Sordariomycetes, Magnaporthales, Magnaporthaceae. The record is from RefSeq and is a predicted model, not a curated record. The coding region runs from base 1 to 492 and encodes 163 amino acids. The transcript is spliced from 3 exons.